AUGUCAGCCGGCAUUACCGCAAUCGACCUGGUCGAUUCCGAUCUACUCAACAGAUUGAAGUCCGCCGUCCACACGACCAAGACACACUACGCUGAGAAAGGUGUUCCAUUCGUCAAUCAGGUCAUCGCACACUUGGUUGAAGUCGUGCAUGAGCUCUCGACACGGGCGACCAUGUACCCAGUAGCCCUCGUUGGUUCCAGGAUCCACCUCGACGAUGAGACCAAGGAGCUUGUCCGCCGGAUGCAAACCGUCAUCGACGAACAUCCUGCAGACAUGGCGGAGCGACUAGAUAGACUGGCGACAAUAUUACAAGAGCGCAUGAAGAGGUCAAUUCCCAUGGACGAUGGCACGCUAUGGUUGCCUGAUGAACACGUGAAACAGUGCGAAAAGUCUUACGAGCAAAGGUUGUCGGAGCAACGUGCAGCCUUAUGCGACCCUGACCACAUCACCUACGAUACAGUUGAGCCAGAGUUCGAAGAGAUUGGGGAAGAGGCGGAGCCGGGAGAAUAUGAUGCAGACGACUCAGACGACGAACGAAACAUUGUAUUGACUAAGGAAAACUAUCCGAUGGAAGAAUACCCACUCGAUGCAGAAAGCUAA
Alternaria arborescens is the source of this 600-nucleotide messenger RNA. RefSeq lists its product as hypothetical. NCBI's taxonomy places the organism in Eukaryota, Fungi, Ascomycota, Dothideomycetes, Pleosporales, Pleosporaceae. Bases 1 to 600 code for a protein of 199 amino acids. The transcript is spliced from 2 exons. The record is from RefSeq and is a predicted model, not a curated record.